This is a messenger RNA of Penicillium cinerascens, 1542 nucleotides long. Its product is annotated as cytochrome P450. The transcript is spliced from 2 exons. Gene Ontology annotation, molecular function: iron ion binding; monooxygenase activity; oxidoreductase activity, acting on paired donors, with incorporation or reduction of molecular oxygen. Lineage: Eukaryota; Fungi; Ascomycota; Eurotiomycetes; Eurotiales; Aspergillaceae. The record is from RefSeq and is a predicted model, not a curated record. Bases 1 to 1542 code for a protein of 513 amino acids.
AUGCUGUUCUCGGUGGAGAACGCACCUUUCGUCCUCGUGGGCUUGGCCCUCGCCUAUUUCUUGGUGCCCUAUGUCCAGCGCUGGCGGCUGCAUGAUAUCCCUAGUCCCGGUCUGGCCGCCUUCACCAACCUUUGGCUGUUGAUCCAGGCUCGCCAGGGUAAGCGCUUCUUGUCGGUCGACAACGCCCACAAGAAAUAUGGCAAGCUCGUCCGCAUUGCCCCCAGACACGUCUCUAUCGCCGACGACACCGCGGUGCCGGCCGUCUACGGACACGGCAACGGCUUCCUGAAGGCUGACUUCUACGAUGCCUUUGUCUCCAUUCGCCGGGGUCUUUUCAACACUCGCGACCGUGCCGAACACACUCGCAAGCGCAAGAUUGUUUCCCAUACCUUCAGCGCCAAGUCCAUUGGCCAGUUCGAACAAUACAUCCAUGGCAACAUUGAGAUGUUCGUUAAACAGUGGAAUAAGCUCUCCGACCUGCAGGCCAACCCCAAGACCGGCUAUGCCAGCCUGGACGCCCUGAACUGGUUCAACUACCUGGCCUUUGACAUCAUUGGCGACCUGGCUUUCGGUGCUCCCUUCGGCAUGCUCGAGAAGGGCAAGGAUAUCGCCGAGGUCCGCAAGAGCCCCAACGACCCGCCCAAGUACGUCGCUGCCGUCGAGGUUCUCAACCGUCGCGGUGAGGUCUCCGCCACUCUGGGCUGCAUGCCGUCCUUGAUUCCCUUCGCCAAGUAUAUCCCCGAUCGUUUCUUCACCGAGGGUCUCCAGGCCGUCUCGGACCUGGCUGGUAUCGCUAUCGCCCGUGUGAGCGAGCGUCUCAAGCCCGAGGUCAUAGCCAACAACACUCGUGUCGACCUGCUCGCCCGCCUGAUGGAGGGUAAGGACCACACCGGCAACUUGCUGGGCCGUGAGGAAUUGACCGCCGAGACACUCACUCAGCUCAUCGCUGGCUCCGACACUACCUCCAACACCGCUUGUGCCAUCCUUUACUGGUGCCUGCGCACCCCCGGUGUGAUUCCCAAGCUGCACAAGUCUCUUGAUGAUGCCAUCCCCAGGGACAUUGACGUUCCUACCCACGCUAUGGUCAAGGAUAUCGAUUACCUCCAGUGGGUUAUCUGGGAAACCAUGCGCAUUCACAGUACUUCCGCCAUGGGCUUACCCCGUGAAAUUCCUCCCAACGCCGCCCCCAUUACGAUCUGCGGUCACACCUUCGGCCCCGGUGACGUCCUCUCCGUGCCCAGCUACACCGUGCACCGCUCCAAGGAAGUUUGGGGCCCCGACGCUGAGGAGUUCGUGCCCGAGCGCUGGAGUCCCGACCGCCUCACUGCGCGCCAGAAAACCGCCUUCAUUCCUUUCAGCCAUGGCCCCCGUUCAUGUGUUGGCCGCAACGUCGCGGAGAUGGAGCUUCUCGUCAUAGGCGCUACUGUCUUCCGCCUUUUCGAGUUCCAGAUUGAGCAGGAUGGUCCCAUGGAGACCCGUGAAGGCUUUUUGCGCAAGCCCCUUGGCCUCCGGGUUGGCAUGCGCCGACGUGUCGUUUCUUAA